Syngnathoides biaculeatus (alligator pipefish) is the source of this 1241-nucleotide messenger RNA. RefSeq names its product cutC copper transporter homolog (E. coli) (gene cutc). The record is from RefSeq and is a predicted model, not a curated record. The transcript has 9 exons. Gene Ontology annotation, molecular function: copper ion binding. NCBI's taxonomy places the organism in Eukaryota, Metazoa, Chordata, Actinopteri, Syngnathiformes, Syngnathidae. Bases 144 to 899 code for a protein of 251 amino acids.
CUUCCUCCGCCCACCAGCCCAAGCACGUGUAUUAAAAUUAACAUCCCGGAAAAAGCAAUCCCACAACAGUGACCGUGAGCUACAUACAGCUAGCUCCACUAUCAGCUACAGUAUUAAAAAUGCCAGCUUGACAGAUAGUCAAUAUGGCAGAGGGCUUUCUAAUGGAGGUGUGUGUGGACUCCGUGGAGUCUGCCCUCAAUGCGGAGCGAGGAGGUGCUGGUCGACUCGAGCUGUGUUGUAGUCUUAUGGAAGGAGGGCUCACUCCCAGUCUUGGUCUACUGCAGAUUGUAAAAAGGUGUGUCAAAAUCCCAGUGUAUGUGAUGAUUCGUCCCCGUGGCGGCGACUUCCUUUACUCUGACUGGGAAGUGGAAGUGAUGAAGAAAGACAUAGAGGAGAUGCAGAACCAUGGGGCUGAUGGAUUUGUGCUGGGAGCCUUGACUGAAGAGGGACAGGUGGAUGCAGAGCUCUGUAUGGAGUUUCUGGCUGCUGCUCGUCCUUUACCCAUCACCUUCCACCGAGCUUUUGACAUGGUCAGUGAUCCAGUUGUUGCCCUGGAGACGCUAGCGUCAUUAGGUUUCCAGCGCGUGCUGACCAGUGGCUGUGACGGCUCUGCACUGGAGGGACUCCCACUCAUUAAGCGCCUUGUAGAGCAAGCGAAAGGUAGAAUUACCAUCAUGCCAGGUGGUGGCAUCACAGAGAGAAAUUUGCAAAGAAUUUUAGAGGGAUCAGGCGCUCAAGAGUUCCACUGCUCUGCUCGCUCAAGCAGGGAUUCUGCCAUGAAAUUCAGGAACAGCAGUGUGAAAAUGGGAGCUUCUCUCACAGCACCAGAGUACAGCCUGAAGGUGGCAGAUGUGAGCAAAGUGCGCACUUUUAACGCAAUAGCCAAAAAUACCCUCUGAAUUUAAACUAGACAACCAUGAGUGAGACCUAAAUCAAUACCUCCAGAUGUAUUUAUUGGACUCUAAUCUUCCUGCCACUUUUGUCAUUUUCAUCCAAAACAUACACAUUUUCAAAAUAAAAUUUCACUAUCACACAAAUCGCCAGAUUUCAGGCUUAACUGUUGUAUAGUGUGGUUAGGAGUCGCAAAUUUCUAUUUUUUUAAUGAGGAAAAAGAAGCACCUACUGUAUUUACGAGACUUUCCAUUUGUUGGAAAAAGAGCCGAAACUGAUUGUCUAAUUUUAUUUCUUAUGACAAGGACUGUAUAUUUUUACACAUUUCAAUUAAAAGAUGUUGUAUUUUA